This is a messenger RNA of Wyeomyia smithii (pitcher-plant mosquito), 960 nucleotides long. RefSeq lists its product as uncharacterized. The transcript has 2 exons. The record is from RefSeq and is a predicted model, not a curated record. The coding region runs from base 1 to 960 and encodes 319 amino acids. Lineage: Eukaryota; Metazoa; Arthropoda; Insecta; Diptera; Culicidae.
AUGGUUCAUGAGUUGGACGAUUUUUUUGAGGUGGUAACACAGGACGCCGAUCUAGCCUCAGGAUCAGCGAAGUCGUAUCCAAUUGUUGUGUGCAAAACGGUGAACGGGUUGGUUGAUUACGUGAAAGCCAGGCGAAAUGUAGACAGUUGUCGAAUUAAAAUCGGCAUAGACGGUGGGCAGGGAUCAUUGAAGAUAUGUUUAAACGUAGAAGAAAGCUCAGAUGAACGCAACGUGAUCAAUGACUCGGGUGUCCGGCGAUCACUAAUUCUUGCACUCGCCCCCAACGUUUCUGAAAAUUAUUGUAAUGUUUCAAAGAUUUGGAAUCUACUGAAACUACAAACUUUGGAAGCUUUUGUAACAGGUGAUCUUAAAAUCAUCAAUAUUUUGGCUGGGGUUAUGGCGAAUAGCUCUACAUAUCCGUGUGCUUAUUGCACUUCAAGCAAAUCUGACUUGGGUGAAAAGAAGGGGCUGUUACGCACAAUUCGUUCGAUAAGGAGAAACGCUGACCUCUGGACUCGAAAUGGAGGUAUCAGGAAAAAUGCCAAAAAAUUUUUAAACUGUGCACACGACCCUCUGCUCGAGGGAGAAGAGGAGGACACAAUACUGUGCAAAUGCCCCCCGCCAGUGCUGCACAUUUUCCUGGGGAUUAUAAAUCGGAUAUUCAAUGCUGUUGCGAAAGAUUAUCAGAUGGAAUCAGAAGCUUGGGCAUCAGCGGCCAACGCAACUCGCCAUUCCCAAUUUGGUUUUGCUGGACGUCACUGCCGGAAUCUGCUAGAUAAAAGAAAUAUUCUGGCAAGAGGACCAGCAGAUAAAUAUUUCAAGUUACUGGACAGCCUACAACGUGUCGUAGAUUCAUGCUUUGGUGUAGCUCUAUUGAGCUAUUAUACAAAGCCAUCGAGACAUUCUGUAAUGGUUGGAUCAACGCAGGAUUACCUUCGACACCAAAAUUUCACAUUCUGA